GGUGUGACUGUACCGGACUAGUUACGGUUCCGCGUGCUGAACCGCGGUUCACAGGUUCACAGUGAAGUUUCGGGUCAGCAGUGAUCCUCGACGCUAACUCCUUGCCUUUUGCUUGUGAAAGAGAAGGGAACUACUUCAGCUACACCUGCGUCGAGUUUUUACCAUGGCGAACCCAAAUGAAGACACGCAGUGGAAUGACGUUCUUAGGCAAAAGGGGAUCCUGCCGCCCAAGGAAGAAGCGGAGAAGGCUUUCACUGAGGACGAAAUAGUGAACAUCGUAGAGUCAACAGUUCGAGAAAAACUUAAUGGUGCCGAAAAGGCAAUGGAAGACAUGACCCUGGAAGAACUUGAAGAACUUGAGGAUGAAGAAGAUGAAAGAGUGCUUCUGGAAUACAGACAGAAGCGUCUUGCAGAGAUACAGGCUACAAUGCAAAAGUCUCGCUAUGGUGACGUGCGGGACAUCUCUGCAGACGACUACGUGGAGCAGGUGAACAAGGCUGGUGAAGGAGUUUGGGUCGUUCUCCAUCUCUACAAACCUGGCAUUCCAUACUGCACACUGAUCAAUCAGCACCUCAACCAACUAGCGCCAAAGUUCAGGAUGACCAAGUUCCUAAGGAGUGUGUCGUCCAACUGCAUCCCAAACUACCCAGACCACAACCUGCCGACCAUAUUCGUGUAUCGCGAUGGCCAACUGAAGAAGCAGUUCGUCGGACCCAACGUGUUUGGAGGCAUGAAGUUGAAAGUAGACGAGCUGGAGUGGAUGCUUGCAGAAGUUGGCGCAGUUGAAACGGACUUGGAAGAGGAUCCCAGGCCAAAGACAAGGGAUGUUCUCUUAAGCACCCUGAAGGCAAACUAUGAUGACGCUAAUGACUGGUGAAGCAGACUACUCUCCCAGGCUCUGAAACAUCUUUAUCUUGGGACAUAUUGGUCUUUUGCGGCCUUCCCUUAAUCAUGGGGUGAUGUGGACAUCUAUGUGAACUGUAAAGAUCGACACAGUCUUUCUACAUUGUUCAUUUGUGGCCAAAGCAACCUGUGCUUUUGUGUUGGAAAUGAAGUGCGUGCCUGUUCUCUGUACCUUUUUAAUGUAGCAACAGAAUGGCCUUUACUGUGCAAUUUUCUAUCAGCUGAGUGGAGACGGCAAACAUGUAUCAGCCAUUGCAAGGCACCGGUGAUUAAGUUUUGUAACCCUGAUUUUGCAUUUGUUCUGCAUAGGCAAGUUACUUAAUAAUGGAGAUAGUGGCGAACAAGCAUCCAGUCCUGAAUCAUGCGACCAUACCACUGAUAAUGUUGCAGUGCCACAGAUGUCGUAGCGUUAUUGCUUACUUAGGUGUCUCUUGUUCGAUCUUAUUUCAUAACGCAGUGCGGUCCUUUGUAAUGCAGUGCAUUACAAAGUAUAGCCUCGACCAGACAUUGCAAAAACCUAUGUAGACCCACUGAGCUGGUGUGGGAAACUGAAGUGGUGCCUUUGACAAUUGCGUCAUUUUCUCAUGUAUCAAGGGAUACAUUGUUUUCUUCUGCCCCUCUUUACAAAGAUGCUAAGGAUGGGUGAGAGAGGGAGAGGAGGAGAGGGAGCCAGAGAGGUUAACCAGAAUAACUUUCUGUUUACUACCCUUCAGGUGAGCAGGAGGAAACAGGCUACACAAGGGGGCGAGAGUGCAAUGAAAGAGGGGAAAAAUUGAUUUUCACAGAUAGGUUCCGGUAAGCAGCAGUGCAGGAGAAAGGAGCAAAAGAAUGACAAUGAAUGUGUGUCUGUGUGUGCAGUGUGAGGAGGUCUUGGGCAGAUAAUCAAGGAACUCGUUGGAAUGUGUAGCUAAAGUGCUUAGUCUGUGACGCUGUGGCUGCGAGAUGCAAUCGUGAGCACAGAAUGCUGAGUGAAAGAAUUUGACUGAAGUCACUAGACAGUGCAGUAACAGCUCCCUUGAGAUAUUUCACUGAGGAAUGAAAUAUAAAGUAUUGAAAUGAAAAGUAUUGUCUGUGCUGUCCUAGCAUCACAUGUCGGCAAUAAAUCUGUAACAUUACUUACUUAGGAAAUGUAAGGGGGUUAACCAAGAGGCCCGAUUUUAUUAGUCAUAGCAUAAGAAGCCAACAAACACUGACACCAAGGACAACAUAUGGGAAGUUACUUGUGCUUAAUAGAUGAAAUAAAGAAACAAUAAAUUAAUGGAAACAAAAGUGGAUGAAAAAACAACUUGCUGGAGAUGGGGAACGAUGCUGCAACCUUUGCAUUACAUAUGCGAUGCUCUACCGAUUGAGCUACCGAGGCGCAUUUGCUUUCCUAGUAGAACCCUGGGAACGUUAGCAACCGCCACCACUCAUAAACCUUGGUGGCGGAUGUGGAACAUCCUUUCUGCUGCAGGUGUCGCGAGAAUGUAAUCUUUUUGGGUGAAGGCAACUGUGGUGUCAUUCCUCACCUGCGGCAAGUUGUUUUUCAUCCACUUUCAUUUCCAUUAAUUUAUCGUUUCCUCACUUCAUUUAUUAAGCACAAAUAAUUUCCCCUAUGUUGUCCUUGGUGUCAGUGUUUGUUGGCUUCUUAUGCUAUGACUAAUAAAAUUGGACCCCUCGGUUAACCCCCUUUCUUCUCGUUUGGUACAUAACGAGGGUCUUGAAUCCUGCAACAUUGACGCCUUCAGGUAGCAUGUGUGGGUUUAUUGACCGAUUGCCUUCACCAAAAACGAUCACGUUCUCAUGAAGCCUGCGGCAGAAAGGUUUGUGAGUGGUGGCGCUGUCUAACGCUCCCACGGUUCUACUAGAAAACACAAAUAUCCAAGAAAGUGGAUGCGGAAACGGUGCCGCAGUAGCUAUAUUGGUAGAGCAUCGCACGCGUAAUGCAAAGGUUUGGGGAUCGUUCCCCACCUGCGGCAAGUUAUUUUUUCAUCCGAUUUCAUUUCCAUUAAUUUAUUGUUUCUUUAUUUCAUUUAUUAAGCACAAAUAAUUUCCCCUAUGUUGUCCUUGGUGUCAGUGUUUGUUGGCUUCUUAUGCUUAGGGAACGUAAGUGAUGUGUGCACCUAAUUGCCCGCAUAGGAAGAAAAUUGUUUUUCUAGACACAUGGGCUAAUGAGACCUGCUGCACAGCCAGUGCCAAAAAAGUUUACGGGACGUGGGUUCCAUGCACUUUCCUGGUUAGGGACAUGCAUCAAUAGGGCUUGAUUGCAAAGACGUCUUUGUUCUUGAUUUAUGUACACAUUGAAAAACCCCAUGAAAACAAAAUUAAUUUACAUCUCUCAUUACCACGUACCUCGUUCCCAGUUGAUGCUUUGGAACAAGAAAUCCAAAAUUAAUAAUCAUUCUGUCUUGCAUGUGAGGGCUGCACAUGUUGGCAAUGCUGCUGUUGCUCGCUGUGUUGGCAAUGACUGUGCUAGAAUUUCAAAGUACUAGAAACAUUUCAACAUGAUCCUGCAGUAGAAGCUAAGUAAUGAGGAUUUGUAUACCACUCGAAACCAGUAUUUAAUUCAAAGUCAAUGCUGUAACCAAAUUUUGCUCAAUGGCAAAAUCAACUCAUAAAACAAACCUUCAGAAUCAAUCUUGGCUCCUUUAACCGCUAUUUACAUGUAGACGGUAGCUUUACCUUCCUUUUUAUUUCAUAUCAGAUUAAUAGUUGUUUUGCAUCGCAAAACAUUUGUAAGUUAGUUCAGUUUACAUACAAGCUGAAUGCUGAUUUUAACCAAAUUUGAACUAUAGUGCAUGAUGCAACUGGGAGUGUUUGUAUGUGUAACACGUCUGGUGAUAUCGAGGUAUGCAUGUGUAAGCCUUCUCAUGUUCCCAAGUGACACGAAAGAGAAAGCAGUGGACAAGGCGCAGCUGUGCUCAGAACACGUAUAACAUCAUAGAGUAAUGCCAGCAUAAGUAGGCAGUAGCUGGACUCAAAAAUUUGAGAAAAAUUGACUGACAAGCUAGGCUAAUUGUCAUUAUGAAACUGCAAGCACUUCCCACUGCUACUGCUUGUGCCAAGUCACUCAUGCCUAGGUCAUCUGCUCCGUACAAUUUGACAUAAGUAAGUUCUUGGUGGUGAGCAUAAAUAAUCUGUCUGAAGAUAACGAUCAAGGGUGCAGAUAUUAAUCCUUGAAUUGAAUUUGCAUAACACCUGUGCAACUCCCAGUCUUCCUGUCUGACUCAUAAAUCUGUGAUGUCAGUAAGAUCAGAUAUGAUUCAAAUUUCAUUGUAAUCUGUCAACCUUGGAAAGCUGCUUCAGUUCUUGAGUAUGCAUGCCAAAAGAUCCAGCAGUUUUCUUUUAACGUCUUUUAGUAUUGUGGAGUAGCAAUAUCUUUUUGUAAUGUGAGUGCCUUGGAUAUGUAUUUCACACAGUAAUUAAACUUGCUGACAGUAUUGUCCUCCACCUUUGCACUCUGUGCUCUCUAGUUCAUACUUAAUGCUAGCCUUGUACUUUUGUGUUGUGUCGGGUAACAUACCAUAUUCAUCACACGGCAGUUGCUCCAAGAGACGUCUAGUGAAAUUAUGUUGCGAGGUUCUGUCUUUCGGCGUAUUGUUGGCUGCGUGUGAUACUUCUGGAGACUGUUGGAUGCAUAUUUCAUUGUUCUAUUUAUUGCACAGGGAAAUUGAAUAAAAAUUUCACAAAGAGUU
Messenger RNA from Dermacentor albipictus, 4577 nucleotides. RefSeq names its product viral IAP-associated factor (gene viaf). The record is from RefSeq and is a predicted model, not a curated record. Lineage: Eukaryota; Metazoa; Arthropoda; Arachnida; Ixodida; Ixodidae. Gene Ontology annotation, cellular component: cytoplasm. Gene Ontology annotation, biological process: protein folding.